Messenger RNA from Hyla sarda, 5738 nucleotides. RefSeq names its product transmembrane protein 38B (gene TMEM38B). Gene Ontology annotation, molecular function: potassium channel activity; identical protein binding. Gene Ontology annotation, cellular component: membrane. NCBI's taxonomy places the organism in Eukaryota, Metazoa, Chordata, Amphibia, Anura, Hylidae. The transcript has 6 exons. Gene Ontology annotation, biological process: potassium ion transmembrane transport. The coding region runs from base 70 to 960 and encodes 296 amino acids. The record is from RefSeq and is a predicted model, not a curated record.
CAGGUCCUUCGGCUUAGGCAUUCCCCCAUGAAGGCACAGCAGUGUGCGUAGGAGCAGCCGGCUGUCAGCAUGGAGCUGGUCACUGAGGCGGCUGUGCACUUCUCCCGCCUUUCCAUGUUCCCUUAUUUUGAUGGCGCCCAUUACGUAGUGUCUGUUCUGUCAGCCCGGGAGCAGGCAGGAGCAGUUGAUGUGGCAUCUCGGAGUCCUUUUGCUUCCUGGUUUAGCGCCAUGCUGUGCUGCUUUGGUGGUGGCAUAUUAUCCUCCAUGUUGCUAGCUGAGCCUCCUAUUGCUGUCCUUUCAAAUAGCACUAACAUUAUUUAUGCAUCAGUCAUUUGGUACAUGGUUUACUACUCUCCUUUAGAUCUGUUCUACAGAUGCUUUUGUUUCCUACCUCUACGAAUUAUUGCUGCAGCAAUGAAAGAAGUGACCAGAACUUGGAAGAUUUUGGCUGGUGUCACACAAGCAGAUAGUCGUUUUAAAGAUGCUUUGCUUGUCAUGGUUGCCAAUGGCUGGGCAAAAGCUGCUGGAGGUGGCCUGAUCUCCAACUUUGAACAACUUGUGAGAGGUGUCUGGAAACCUGAAAGCAAUGAGCUUCUUAAGAUGUCAUACCCUGUCAAAAUUAGUUUAGUGGGAUCAAUUUUGUUCACGCUGCAACGUAGCGAGCUACUGCCUAUUGAAAGACAUCACCUCAUGUUCAUUUACACCAUGUUUCUUAUUACCAUAAAGGUAAGAAUGAUGCUGACACGGUGCUCUGCCUCUCCAUUUCAGCCAGCAGAACAAGUACUAGGUCGUUUGCUGUUUGGAUUGCAACAAGCUCCUAAAGUAGAUACAGAAAAAGUUAAAGCAAAUCUCAAAGAUGAGCCCAAGGAGAAAGAAAAUCCUACUAAAGAAGAAACUGGAGCAAGCAGCCCAGAGCCCAGUGAAUCUACAAGAAAGAGAAAUACUAAAAAGAGUGAAUGAACCCAUGAUAUUAACUGGUUUAGUGCUUUCACUGCCACAGUUAUUACCUAAACUGACUUGUCCUUGAAAUAGUCAAUAGCCAUUACAGGGUUAUUAAUCUUAUUUACAAAGCAUAUCUACAGUGCUUUUCUACAGUCUUGAACAGAAUUAGGUUUACUUUUAGUUUGAAAUUAUUGUAAUUUGCGGUGUUGGGCGUUCAGGCCUUGAUGUCAAUGCAGAACAAUUUAGUUUUACAGAUUACAUCUUCAAAUAUAUAGCAAUAGCUUAUGAUGAAAGUCUAAACAAAAACAAAAAAAUCCUCAUUCUGUCUCAGAGAGCUGGUGCUGCAGCACAGUGCUUCUACAACUAGUGGCGGCAGUGGGGAGGGAGUUUGGGGGCGGGGUCUUUGGUGGAAUUGAGUACUUUUUUUUUUUUUUUUCCCUCCUAGGUUAUGCACAAUUAUAGAGAAUUUACUUACCCCUUUAAUGGAGCCAUGAUAGACAAGGAGAAAAGAUAAAUUGGCUAGUUUCACAAAUGGCAGCUUUUUUGGAAAUGAACUGCAGCUUUUGAGCCAAAGACAGAAGUGGGUCCAGUAGGAAGGAGAAGUAGAAGUCCAUUUAAAUUUCUCCUUCAUUUUAAAUCAACUUCUAGCUUUGGUUCAAAAACUUUCUUUAAACUAAUGAUCUGUUUUAAAUGGGUUCCAAUAUUUUUUUUUUAAAUACUUGUGUUGGGGUCUGUUAGGUUUCCAGCCAUCUUGAAUAUUGAAUUUUGCGGUCAGGUACACCAGAACCCAAACUGAAUGGAACACAAUGGCAGUCUGAACAGAGUCGAACUACAAAUAUCAAUAGCAAAUGAAAGAUAAGGGUCUGACACCGCUAUUUUUGUUUAUGGAGAAAGUCCUCCCAUAUAUGUGGCAUGUAGCAAAAUACCUGUACGUGUGAUAAAUCCAAGCUAAGGAGGUGCUCUUAUCUAGAAAAAAAGUAUAUUGACAAUAGCAUGUCAUGUAAAAGGUAGAUGGAUAAUGCACUCACCGCAGACUCUGUAGAAAAUUUCAGACUUUAUUCGGCAUGUGUACGAUACAGGUACACGGGGGAGCUGGAGGUGGAACAGGUGAAGUUUGGGGCGUUAAAAAGGGCGGCAACUUGUUUCACUCACUACGGUGCUUCGUCUGGCCCGUACUAGUACCAGAAAUUUUCUACAGAGCCUGCGGUGAGUGCAAUAUCAAUCUUCCUUAUACAUGACGUGCUAGAGCCUAACUACAAUUUAACACAAGGACCACUUCUGCCACUGAAUUAGGCUCACAAGAGUCUGGAUUAUAUAAGGGGCACUCUUUAAGUUUUCCCUCUUGAUGGCUGCCUGGAGCCGACAUUAAGGAAAACAAUGAGUCACUAAUUUUAUUCCCUGAUAGCAAAACUACUCUAAAAGAUCAGUGUGUGUGAAAUAGUGAUUAUUUAUACAUGAAGUUGUUUUGUUAUCUAGGAAAAAAGAUUAAUUAGUAAGCCACCUAUUCCCCCUUAUAUAUUCUACAGGAACGGUUAAAGGGUUACUCCACUGGAAGAAAACAUUUUUGAAUCAGCUAAUGCCAGAAAGUUAAACAGAUUUGUAAAUUAAUUCUAUUUAAAAAAUCUUAACCCUUCCAGUACUUAUCAGCUGCUGUAUUUUCCAGAGGAAGAUCUGUUCUUUUUGAAUUUCCUUUCCUUUCUGCCGACACCUCUGUCCAUGUCAGGAACUGUCCAGAGUAAGAGCAAAUCCCCAUAGCAAACCUAUGCUUCUCAGGACAGUUCCUAAAAUGAACAGAGGUGUCAGAAGAGCACUGUGGUCAGACAGAAAGGACAUUCAAAAAGAAAAGAACUUCCUUUGGAAAAUUCAGCAGCUGAUAAGUACUUGAAGGGUUAAGAUUUUUAAAUACAAAUCUGUUUAACUUUCUGGCAUCAGUUGAUUUAGAUGGUCCUAUUAGAUGUCCGAUGUUCAUUGUAAACAAGCUGUUCUCUUAGAUCUCUUUUACAAGGAUCAAGCAUCCUGCACGGAGGGCCACACAAGUAAUCGCUAAAACGUUUGUGCAGCUCUUUGCUGCCAUCAUUUGUCGGCCACACAUCCCUUAUCACUUGGGGAUGUGUGGCUGAUUAAGCAGGGCAAGAUUUAUGAUCAGCCAGCAGAGGAGAGCUGACCCAUUUAUACAUGGCGAUGUGGGCCUGUUUGGCUGAUAAUUACCCCAUGAAUAGGGCCCUAUUAGUAGAAAUUUUUGGCUUUGUUCAGAUUAGUUGCCUUGGAUACUUUAUCUAAUUCACUUUUACAAUUCAGGCAUGAGACCUGGUGCGAUCGACAACCUUUGACAUGUCUGAUCAAUGUUUCGAAAUUUGUCGGUAACUCUUUAAUAGAUAUUAACAUAUUAUCAUACAGCACAUAAUUACGUAUAUUUCUGUGACUGAAUAUUGCGUUGUAUAUUUAAAUGGGGAUGAAUUUGCUUGGAUUUGUGCAAGUCCCAUUCAGUUAAAUGGAAAAGACCCAGAAAUGUUUGCCACAAAUCUGCAAUGUGUGAAUAUACCUUUUAGGCCGGGUUAACACUGCAGAAUCUCCAGACGGAAUUUCUGCCAUAGAUCCCGCAGAUUGCACUGCCAUCCCUGUAUACAGAAAUGUAUUUCUAAGCGGAUCUUUCAGCUCCGUUCGGAGAUUCCGCAAUGUAAACUCGGCCCUAUUGUUUCCCAUGUGAGAAUCACUGCUUGUUUUAUGAUAGCUUCAAUUCUUUGCUGUGGUGUGGGUUUUAUACAGCUAGUUAGUAUGAUAUUUGAUCACCUUUACAAGCAAUAAUUUAUCUGUGUAAUUGUAUAAAGUAUGGAGAAUUCUUAAAUUUUUUUCCUCAAAAUAAUUUAUAAAAAUAGGUUUAUAAGUAUUUGUCUGUGAUGUUAUUUAAGCACUUGAUUUUUAUAUGAUAGCACAAUUCUGAAUAAUCUAAAUAGACUUUUAUACUGAGUGAAGAUAUCAAUAUUUUCACCAUGUUGUAAGCUGUUUGCACUGUAGAAUUUUCCUACUGUGACAUUUCUCAUUGCAUUGUUAAAAAAAAAAAUUGAUUGCCAUAAUAAACAUUAUACUUUUCACAAACCUUUUAGGAAUUAUGUAGUGAUAAAAUAUGUAAUACUGUUUUAUCUGUAGACUACUAUGAUUUUAAAAAAGGUAAAAGAUUUUAAAUAUUUAAACGGAAAGUUCAUAUGUUCUAUUUACCAUUGACUAACACUAUUGUUUAGCAUCUUGGGCACUGCUGCCUCUAUCCUUUCCAAAGCACAUAGCCUAGCGUUAAAGGGGUACUCCGGUGGAAAACAGUUUUAUUUUUAUUUUAAAUCAAUUGGUGCCAUAAAGUUAAACAGAUUUGCAAAUUUGCCAUGACUAAGGGUCCUUGACCCGAAAUGCGUUGGCGUGAGGCGACCCAUCUUCAGCUGGUAACUGUACGUGAUAUUGCCUGAUGUACUCCCCUACCUGCCUUUCUAUGGAACUUUUAAUGAGAUAUCAAUAAACUCUGGAUUUUAUGUGCCGGCUACAUUCGUGUAUUGUGCUGCUUGUCUUGAGGAUUGCCGUACACUGGGGGCUCAGGUGAGCUGAUUAACUCCUUUUCUACUAGAUUUGCAAAUUACUUCUAUUUAAAAAUCUUAAUCCUUCCAGUGCUUAUCAUUUGCUGUAUAGUACAGAGCAUGUUCUUUUUCUUUUUUAAUUUCCUUUGUUUGUCAGGAACUUUCCAGAGCAGGAGAGGUUUGCUAUGGGGAUUUGCUCUUGCUCUGGACAGUUCCUGACAUGGACAGAGGUGCUAGCAGAGAGCACUGUGGUCAGCCAGAAAAGGAAUUCAAAAAGAAAAGAACUUCCUCUGGAUCUUACAGCAGCUGAUAAGUACUAGAAGCAUUAAGAUUUUUAAUAGACGUCAUUAACAAAUCUAUUUAACUUUCUAAAGCCAUUUGAUAAAAAAAAAUUGUUUUCCACCAGAGUACCGCUUUAAUAAGGACCAGGGACAAAUGUUGGUCCUAAGGUCACACAGGUAAAGAACCACUGUCUUACAACAGUAGCAGUGUUUUCCAAGUCCUCAAGUACCCCGAGCGGUCAUGGUUUGAGAAUAAUUCCAUUCAAAGAACACUUGUGGUGAUCACAACUACUGAGGAAAGGGUCAAACUAUUUACUAAGUACCCUGAACCGCAUCUACUUUUAGUGCAGGAGACUCACUACUGCUAUUUGGUGUUCCCAACAUUGCAAGACAUUGGUCCGUGCCUGUUCCUAUUCUAUCUGUCAGCAUUCACCUGUCCAGCCUACCGAAUCUCUGUUGCUGACAUCAGAUGCCAUCCACACAAGGUCCUUGCAUCUGCAGGCUUGUAAACAUCCAUCCCAGACAUCGUGCAGCAUACACCGGGUCCGGAGCAGUUCGGACCAGCCGCAGGAGUGCCCGCCAGUGCUUUACUGACAGCCUGCGCUAACCUCGGCUCAGCAAGUGCUUACCGGCACCUACAGCUCAGCAUAACAGAUCGCUACACAGACGGGUUAAACUCCCAGUGAGGCUGGUAACUAUACUCCUACUAUUACAGAUGAAAAAGACUAUAUACUACAUUCCAAUAUAGGAUGUACCACAAUAAUAUAUAAAGUUAUAGGAUUGCUUGGCACACUACCAACAUAUUCUGGAUUAUCAAAUGCCGGAUUAUGCAAUAUAUGCUUAGUGUGUUUAUUGUUAAUUUUAUGUAAACCAUUUUUGAGUGUUCCCCCUGCAAGGGCCCUGUGAGAGGAUACCAAAUUCAUAUAUUUUAUGGCAUUUUGUAGAAACAAAAGGA